AUGGCGGAAUUUCCCACCGCUGUCCCGUUCCUCCCACUCUGCGGGACAGGCCCUGGGCUGUUUGACUGGGAGAGGAGGCGCGAAGACCUCCAGAGCCCUAAACUCGCUCUCUGUGUUCCUCAGGACAGCCAGACCCCACUGAUGUUCACCGCCCGGUUCGGGCACCCCAGCACCUGCCAGUUGCUGCUGGAGCGAGGGGCCACCGUCGAUGUCACCGACGCGAAACGCAGGACGGCGCUGAUCCUGGCCUGUGAGAGCGACAGCCCAGAGGUGGCCGAGAUCCUGCUGAGGGCCGGGGCGGACCCAGGACCGAUGGACGCCACUGGGCGCGAUGCCCACCACUACGCCCUGCACUCUCGGAGCGGGCGUCUGCGGGUUCUCCUGCCCCUGGUGGCCAACAAUGCCGCCACCACAGAGCCUGGACCCACUGAGAAGAACCACUCUCAGGGAUUGGCUGAACUGUCGGCGAGCGUCCAACAGGAGGCGGCCCAGGGGCCGAGCACGGGUUACGGCGAUGAGGCAGAGGGCGAAGGUGGCAGCGCCUGGUGGGAAACGACCCGGGGGGAGUCUCCGGAGCCCCGGAGCGGGAAGACCGGGGGCACGCGGGAGAUUCCAGACGGCUGGGAGGUCGCCAGGCUCCGGGAGGAGCUGGGGAGGCUGGCGGAGGAGAAAGCCGAGGCGGAGAGGCGGUUUGUGGAGCUGGAGGGUCACCUGGACAAUGUGCGGGCGCUCAUGUCCCAGUACCGCCUCCGCAAGUGCUCGCAGAGCCUCCAGAUCGAGGAGCUGGAGAUCCAGGUGCUCGAGCUGACCGGCGCCAAUGCAGAGCUGGCAGGCCUGGCGAGGAGGCUCCAGGAGAGGCUGGAGGGCAGGGGGCCGGGCGGAGACCUCCAGCCCGAGACAGGGCCCUCGGGAAUCAGGGAAGAGGGUCCCAGAGAGAGCCCGGUCGGAGAAACCGUGCCAGGGGGAGAGGGUGACCGGGAGGGUGAAGAGCCGAGGGGGGCACAUCCCCAAGACUCUGACAAUGCCAGCAAGCUGACGGACUCAUCCAGUGAAGAGGAGCCGGUGAGGGAUUCGAGAGCGGCAGGCGAAGGGAGAAUGGGUUCUCCUGGGAUGCCCGCGUCUCCCCUCCAAGGAGGAGGAGGAGGAGGAGAGGAGAGGGAGGAGGUGGAGAUACUCCGCGAGGGUUUGCAGACGGCAUCGGCCUCCCUGGAGGCCUGUCAGCGGGAG
Messenger RNA from Rhincodon typus (whale shark), 1227 nucleotides. Its product is annotated as ankyrin repeat domain-containing protein 35-like. Gene Ontology annotation, molecular function: protein binding. Lineage: Eukaryota; Metazoa; Chordata; Chondrichthyes; Orectolobiformes; Rhincodontidae. The annotation marks the transcript as partial. The record is from RefSeq and is a predicted model, not a curated record. The transcript is spliced from 4 exons.